GAUUAGAAACAGGUCGGACCUGAGAGAAAACCACAGCUUUUUGACAUCACUUCACAACGCCCUCCCCCUCUCUCUCUUUCUCCUCUCGCACUUCUCCAGAUCUCCCAUCUCUUUCCGAUUCCUCCAAUCCCUUCUCUUCCCUCCAAAUUUUCCACAAACCCUCGCCACGCUCCGUCCUGCUUCCCGCCAAGAAGAGCUUCUACUGACCAAAACCCAGAGUCCAGAGAGAAACGAGAGGGAGAUGGCGAAGGACGAGGAGGAGUUCCGGGGAGAGGUGGAGGAGAGGCUGAUCAACGAGGAGUACAAGAUAUGGAAGAAGAACACCCCCUUCCUCUACGAUCUGGUCAUUACCCACGCCCUCGAGUGGCCUUCCCUCACCGUCCAGUGGCUGCCGGACCGGGAGGAGCCCGCCGGCAAGGACUACUCCGUCCAGAAGAUGGUGCUUGGCACCCACACCUCCGAUGGCGAGCCCAACUAUCUGAUGCUCGCCCAGGUCCAGCUCCCCCUCGAGGACUCCGAGGCCGACGCCCGCCAGUACGACGACGAGCGCGGGGAGAACGGGGGGUUCGGAUGCGCCAGUGGGAAGGUGCAAAUUAUCCAGCAGAUAAAUCAUGAUGGCGAGGUUAAUCGUGCUCGCUAUAUGCCUCAAAACCAGUUCAUUAUCGCGACAAAAACAGUUAGUGCAGAGGUCUAUGUUUUUGACUAUAGCAAGCAUCCAUCAAAGCCUCCUCUUGAUGGUGUAUGCAAUCCUGAGUUGAGGUUAAGGGGUCACAGUUCUGAAGGAUAUGGCUUAUCUUGGAGCAUAUUUAAGCAAGGUUUUCUGCUAAGUGGCUCUGAUGAUGCUCAAAUAUGCUUGUGGGACAUCAAUGCAGCUCCUAAAAAUAAGGCUCUUGAUUGUCUACAGAUUUUUAAGUUCCAUGAAGAUGUUGUUGAAGAUGUUGCUUGGCAUUUAAGGCAUGAGUAUCUGUUUGGGUCUGUUGGUGAUGAUCGUCAUCUACACAUAUGGGACCUGCGGACACCCUCAGCGACUAAGCCAAGUCAGUCUGUUGUUGCUCAUAAAGGUGAAGUUAACUGCUUAGCAUUCAACCCCUUCAAUGAGUGGGUGGUAGCAACUGGAUCAACUGAUAAAACUGUUAAAUUAUUUGACCUUCGCAAGAUAAAUACUGCGUUGCAUACCCUUGAUUGCCACAAAGAAGAAGUUUUCCAAGUUGGUUGGAACCCGAAGAAUGAGACUAUAUUAGCAUCUUGCUGCCUGGGUAGGAGGCUCAUGGUGUGGGAUCUUAGCAGGAUUGAUGAGGAACAAACGCCAGAAGAUGCAGAGGAUGGCCCGCCUGAGCUUCUCUUCAUUCAUGGUGGGCACACGAGCAAAAUAUCCGAUUUCUCAUGGAACCCACGCGAUGAAUGGGUCAUUGCCAGCGUAGCUGAAGAUAACAUCCUUCAGAUUUGGCAGAUGGCAGAAAACAUCUACCAUGAUGAAGAUGAUUUGCCUGGUGACAAAACCAACUAAAGCCCCAUAGCAUUCAGAUUCUUUGCACUGCCUGGAUGUGUUCACCUUGUGAAAGGAAAAGAGGUUAUGAAGAUGGUGAAAGAUCUGGAUUUUGCCUUCCAUGUUUUGGCUCCCUAGUGGAAUGACAUACCGAGUAUACCAAGCUUCUAUCUUGUACUAAUUUAUGAUGUUUAGAUUUUGAGACACCAAGCUAUCUUGUACUAACUUAUGAUGUGCAUGUCUUGAGUCAUGUUUAGUUCCAGUUGGUGAUGACUGCCUUUCUUUGUCUUGAAUGCUGAUUUAUGUUGAAGCAAAAGGCAAUUUUCUCUCA
Elaeis guineensis (African oil palm) is the source of this 1817-nucleotide messenger RNA. Its product is annotated as histone-binding protein MSI1. The record is from RefSeq and is a predicted model, not a curated record. Gene Ontology annotation, molecular function: protein binding. Lineage: Eukaryota; Viridiplantae; Streptophyta; Magnoliopsida; Arecales; Arecaceae.